AUGAUCCCUCGACCGAUAUUACUUAUUCUAUGGGCGGUGACUGGAGCGGCUGUGGUGGUAACGCUGAUGUUCCAAUACUAUGCUCGCAUCUCUUGUCACUGGCGAUGGGCAUCCUACUCCAUCCAAGACACAUUGACUACGACAGCAGGACCGGCAGCAUCAACGGCACCAACUAGGGAUGGGAAUGCACAGCAUGAAAACUCAUCCUUUCUUCGCAUGGUUGUCUUUGCAGAUCCGCAGAUGGAAGGUGAUGCCAAGAUUAAACGUCUUGGAAAGCGAGCAAUAGUAGAUCUGGCUUUCAACGAUGCAUAUAUGCACCAUGUCUACAAAUCCAUGAUGGCGCCCAGCUGGACAUCACCACUUGAUAUACUUCCAAUAAACUUCUUUUCUAAUUCACGAAAUCGUCAUAAGAAAGGAACUCGACCAACGCAUGCUGUUGUUUUAGGAGAUUUAUUUUCAAGUCAAUGGAUCGAUGAUGCCGAGUUCAAUGUUCGAUUAGGACUAUUGAUCAACAUUACUGGGAACCAUGAUAUUGGAUACGGAAACGACAUUUCGCAAUCACGACUGAUUCGAUGGGAGAAAGCAUUUGGAAUGUCCAAUUUCAUUUCUACAGUGGUCAUCCCUUCGUCUUCAUUUUUUUCUUCCUCGGCAACAGAACAACUAAACCAACAAGAGCAACGUAAAUUGCAUCUGCUGGUAGUCAACACAAUGCUCUUGGACGGGCCUUCUUCAGAUGAGGAUCUUCGGACACAAACAUGGCAGUUCAUGCAAGAUGCUGCAAAGAUCAAAACCAUGAAUCCCAAUGACAAGAUUGUUCUUCUAACUCAUAUUCCCUUCCAUAAGGAACAAGGCAUCUGUGUGGAUGCACCUGAUAUCCAAGUUCAUUUGGAUAACACAAUUAUCGAACAAACAAUGUUGACGCCCAAUACGACUAAUUGGAUUCUGAAUAACAUUAAACCCGAUUUUGUCUUGAAUGGUCAUGAUCACUUUGGAUGCGAUGUCACACAUGUUCGUCAGAAGAUGCAACUAGAACAAGAACAACGUGAACAGCAACACGGUGAUUUUGAAUGGAAAGCAUUCACCACAUCUAGCCUUCCAAAAUCAAAGUCAGAGCAAGUUCGUGUAAGAGAGAUAACACAACGAUCUCUGAUGGCAGAGUAUGGAGGUUAUUCUGGUCUAUUCGAGGCCAAGAUACUGUCGUCGACAAUGGACGGGAGUGAGAACCAUCAAGACAUUGAGUUUCAUUACACACCAUGUCCGUUUUACACAGACAUACAUGUCUGGGUCGUCAUUGUAACAGAUUUAAUUCUUGUUGCCAUUUGGAGUGCAGUCGCUCUCUACACUGCCCUCAUAAGCCCAAGCUCACCUACCAUAACCACCAAGACUAGUAACAAUACACCAAUGGACAAAAAAUCAAACAUGAAAUGCUAAACAUUAAACAUUAAAACAUUAAAAAAUGCAACAACGUGUAUAUAAAAAUACAAAAGAAAUAAACAGUUGUUGUUCAAUAAUACAAGGGAAUAAAGAGAGAGAGAAUUACUCUGAAACAAUAAAAGAAACUAGAAUAGCUAAACGCGAAAAAAAGAACAUUAUCGACAUGUUUAUCAAGUAGCUGGA
Molecule: messenger RNA, 1617 nt
Organism: Lobosporangium transversale
Lineage: Eukaryota; Fungi; Mortierellomycota; Mortierellomycetes; Mortierellales; Mortierellaceae
Exons: 5
Coding region: 1-1431 (476 amino acids)
Biological process (GO): GPI anchor biosynthetic process
Cellular component (GO): endoplasmic reticulum
Molecular function (GO): hydrolase activity
Source: RefSeq, a predicted model, not a curated record